Molecule: messenger RNA, 1095 nt
Organism: Carya illinoinensis
Lineage: Eukaryota; Viridiplantae; Streptophyta; Magnoliopsida; Fagales; Juglandaceae
Product: protein FAR1-RELATED SEQUENCE 5-like
Exons: 3
Coding region: 1-1095 (364 amino acids)
Source: RefSeq, a predicted model, not a curated record
AUGCCACAUGCUUUGUUACCACCUUUCUUACCUUGUCCUAAUGCCAACCCAUCUUCAUGGACUUGUCAGGAAAAUCUUAUGCCAGAAUUUCAGUCAUCAGCUCCCCCCUCUUUAAUUGGUAUUCUAUCUGCAAGUUCCAGCCAUGUUGAAGAAAUUCAAGAGCCCACACUUGACUUGAGGGAGGUUCAAAUCUUCUCUACAUCCUCUGAAUCUGAAGAUAACAAUGAGGCCGAGAUAGAAAAUACAGUGCAUAAUAAGGGGGCCGAUAUCAUUGAGGAGCCGAAGGUGGGGAUGGUCUUCAAAUCUGAAGACGAGUUAGUUUCUUAUUAUAAAGGCUAUGGGAAACAAUGCGGUUUUGGGAUAAUGACUCAAAGGAGUCAUAGGUUUGAGGAUGGGAGCCUCAGAUAUAUCACGCUUUGUUGUUCUCGUGGUGGGAAGGCACGGAACCGGACGAAAAAUGUUGCGAGACCACGUCCGACGUCAAAGACUGACUGUAAGGCAAAGAUAAAUGCUACGUUCAUGGAUGGAGUAUUCAAGUUGUUGAGUGUUCACAAUUCCCACAAUCACGGCCUAAGUCCACAGAAGUCGAGAUUCUUUCGCUGUAAUAAAGAAGUGAGCGAGUCUGUUAAGAGAGUAUUAUAUACAAAUGAUCAAGCUGGCAUUAGACUAAACAAGAGUUUUGCAGCACUUGUGCAAGAAGUGGGUGGGUUUGAGAACUUGCCUUUCAGUGAGAAAGAUUGCAGAAAUUAUAUUGAUAAGGCACGCCCUUCAGACAUCGACCACGAUGAUGAUGGAAGGCUGAAGAAUGUCUUUAGUGGCGCUGAAGCUCUUCAUCAGUAUUUUGCUAGGAUGCAAUACAAAAAUGACGGAUUCUUUUCAGACAUUGACCACGAUGAUGAUGGAAGGUUGAAGAAUGUCUUCUGGGCAGAUGAACGGAGCAGGGCAGCCUACAAAUAUUUUGGUGACGUUGUGACAUUCGACACCGCAUACCUGAAAAAUAGGUAUGGAAUGCCGUUUGCACCGUUUGUUGGUGUAAACCACCAUGGUCGGUCAAUCCUUCUGGGGGCAGGAUUGAUUUUUAACGAGGAUACAUAA